CCCGCGGCAUCCCCCCCCCGCGCCCUCCUCCUCCUCCUCCUCUUCCAGCGCAAGAUGGCGCCCGGGGGCUCCGUGAGGCUUCCCGUGUGAGGGGAAGACGCCGCUGCGUUCCAGCUCGGCGUGCCCGGCGGGACGGCCGCGAUGGCCGCGGUGGCCGCGCGGCGGGAAGGGCCGCCGUUCAUCAGCGAGGCGGCGGUGCGCGGCAACGCGGCGGUGCUGGAUUACUGCCGGACGUCGGUGUCGGCGCUGUCGGGGGCCACGGCCGGCAUCCUGGGCCUCACGGGCCUCUACGGCUUCGUCUUCUACCUGCUGGCCUCGGUGCUGCUGUCGCUGCUGCUGGUCCUCAAGGCGGGCCGCCGGUGGAACAAGUACUUCAAGUCGCGGAGGCCGCUCUUCACGGGGGGCCUGGUGGGCGGCCUCUUCACCUACGUCCUCUUCUGGACCUUCCUCUACGGCAUGGUGCACGUGUACUGAGCCGGGCGCCGCGGACGCUCGGCUGUGCUGCUCGCCGGCAGAGACCACGCGCCUGUAAUGCUCUUCAGAUUAAAUGCAGUGUGAGCCGC
Ochotona princeps (American pika) is the source of this 563-nucleotide messenger RNA. It is a transcript of the gene EMC6, whose product is annotated as ER membrane protein complex subunit 6. NCBI's taxonomy places the organism in Eukaryota, Metazoa, Chordata, Mammalia, Lagomorpha, Ochotonidae. Gene Ontology annotation, cellular component: membrane; endoplasmic reticulum; EMC complex. The transcript has 2 exons. The record is from RefSeq and is a predicted model, not a curated record. Bases 142 to 474 code for a protein of 110 amino acids. Gene Ontology annotation, biological process: autophagosome assembly; protein folding in endoplasmic reticulum.